This is a messenger RNA of Exophiala aquamarina CBS 119918, 624 nucleotides long. RefSeq lists its product as uncharacterized. Lineage: Eukaryota; Fungi; Ascomycota; Eurotiomycetes; Chaetothyriales; Herpotrichiellaceae. The record is from RefSeq and is a predicted model, not a curated record. The coding region runs from base 1 to 624 and encodes 207 amino acids. The transcript is spliced from 2 exons.
AUGCGGAAAAAGACUGUACUGAGCAAUCCCGCAUGGAGACAGAUUUCCUGGCGAGACAUUCCGAAGACGCCAAAAGACUUAUUGAUCGACAUAUUGGUCGACAUCCCAGAAUUAUUGGAAGACCUUGAUACCGGAAAGUCUUGCCGCGAUCUAGAAUCCCGAAAAACCUUCGAGUUCGAGCUGAUUCGCCGGUGCUGGGAUUUUGAGAAACGGCUCGUUGACUGGCAAAACCAGGUCGGGAUCACCGACCCAGUCUACACCCCGAACGUCAACCAAGUUUUGUUUUCGCUGGAUCUGGUCGCGGCAUCCCAGACCAUGACACUUUACAGCAUAUCCGAUCCUGAUACAUAUUUCCCUCCACACGGGGACCCCAUGAGAUACUGUCGGAGGAUCGCCGCAGCCAUCCCUGUACUGUUGCACCCACUCUCUGGGGCGUAUAGCGUCCAUAUGGUCGGUUUUCCAAUCGCUGUUGCACUGAGAUGGCUGAAUGGCGCCAAUGGUCAAACAGACUCCGAGGAAAAACAAAUGAUCCUCGACGUGUUCAGAAAUUCGGGUCAUGGAAGACUUAUCGAAGGUUUCGUUUCGAGCAUACAUGCCAAUUCAAAAGGUCACUGCAGGGAAUGA